UCGCUCCAACACGCUCAGUGGCUGCUGGCAGCCCGUGGCGUCCCGACGGCCACAGCUCCACACGGCGACUGUCCAGCAACGUCAGGUGAUCGGCGCUGCUCAAGUCGCUUAGUCUGCACAGGUACCAGUUGUAAGGAACAGAGAAUUGGUUCAAACUGAAGAAUGGAACGACUUGGUUACGAAGUAAGGACUUCAUCGGUGGUGCCUGCAUCGGCAGUCGUUAUCAUUCUGCUGGCCAGUAUUCAUCUCCUUGACACGUUCGCACUGCAGCCGUUAAGUCCCAGCAGCAUUCUAACAUCACAAACCCGAAACCUGCAGUUGGCACAACUCAAUAACCACAGGAACAUUUCCGAAAUUCUGGACGGCCUGUUGAGAGGUUAUGACAACAAUGUACGGCCCGAUUUUGGAGGUCCGCCCGCUGUCGUAGAGGUCGACAUCAUGGUGAGAAGCAUGGGCCCAAUUUCUGAAGUUGACAUGACCUACUCAAUGGACUGCUAUUUCCGGCAGUCGUGGGUGGACCGCCGACUUGCCUUUCAGGGCAACAAGGAGACGCUGGCACUCAGCAUCUCAAUGCUGCAGAGAAUUUGGAAGCCAGACACGUAUUUCUACAACGGGAAGCAGUCCUACCUUCACACCAUCACAACACCAAACAAAUUCGUCAGGCUGUACCAAGACGGAAGAGUGCUCUAUUCCUCACGGCUGACAAUUAAGGCUGGCUGCCCCAUGAACCUGGAGGACUUCCCUAUGGACACUCAGAGAUGCCCUUUGAAAUUUGGAAGUUUUGGCUACACGACAAAUGACGUGGUAUACAGAUGGAACGUGGCCAGAAAGGUGGACAUCGCCGUAGACAUGAAACUGUCCCAGUUUGACCUCAUCGCGACUCCUUCAGCCAACCAAACGGACGCUCUGCAGUCCGGUAGGACUGGCCUUGUCCUCUUUACCAUCUGUGAAUAUUCAAUGUUGAUUGUCAGUUUCCAUCUUCAGAGACAUAUGGGAAACUUCUUGAUUCAAGUUUAUGGACCUUGCGUUUUGUUGGUCGUCCUCUCGUGGGUCUCAUUUUGGCUGAACAGAGAAGCAACAGCUGACAGAGUUUCUCUCGGAAUCACGACUGUUCUAACAAUGACGUUCCUGGGGCUUGAAGCGCGUACCGAUCUACCCAAAGUGCCAUAUCCCACAGCGCUGGACUUCUUUGUGUUCCUAUCAUUUGCGUUCAUAUUUGCGACAAUAAUCCAGUUUGCAGUGGUUCACUACUUCACAAAGUACGGUUCUGGCGAAUGCUACUUCAGCUCAGACCUCAGCUCAGAUUCAAGUUCUGAUGAUGAAGAUCGGACUCAAGGCAAGGGACGGAGAAGGCCAACUGAUUCAGGCGAAGCAAAGGGUGACGGUGACAAUGCAGGUGGCUUCCUUAAUACCUUCAGCUCCCCUAACGGGGACACUGGGACCAGCAAUCGACUGCUAGAGGUGAUACCUCUCUCUGCUUGCCAAAUCACACCUUCAGCCAUCACCAGUAGCAGGCCGUCACACCAUCACAUAUGGUCAAUGGCCUCCUGCUUAAAGGGCACAGCGGUUUCAGGCACUGGAAAUGUGGGAAGCAGUGUUGGUAGAACUGCCUACACACCAACAAUCAGCACAUCAAACAUUCCUAGACUCAGCAUUCAGGGACAGUUUAAGAAGAGACAUAAGAAGCGAGCACCAAGAUACAACUCUGUCUCCAAGAUAGACCGUGCAUCACGUAUUGUCUUCCCUGUCUGUUUCCUAGCUUUUAAUGCUUUCUAUUGGUAUUCCUAUUUAUCGAGAAGCAAACGCAUCCAACAGAUGCGGUCAGGUGAUAUACCAUAAUGCUGUAUUUUGUGUUGCAUAACUAACUUGAAUAAAUCCCAAACAACAGGGUAUAUCAUUCAUUAACAAAAUGUGUCAUUACAAAGUUCUCAAUUGUACAUUGCACCUACUUUAGCAGACUUAUUUCAUCCUAUAACUAACAUGGCAGAGAGCCCAAGUUCAAUCUCAGAGGAGUUCAUAUGGCAUUUAUGGUGGACAAAGUGAGAUUGGCGUUGGUUUUUCUCCAAGAACUUUGGUUUCUCCUGCCAAUGCUCCACAUUCAUCAGCAGCUGGUAUUACUGGCCCAUUUGAGGCCAUGGUACCAAAGAACUCAAAGUCAUUCUGAAUGUGAGAUUCAUGGUGAUAUUGUUUACACAUGGAACUUAAAAUAUGUUGAAAAUAAUCAGCAACAGGAACACUGUGUUUACCAUAUCAUUUUAAAUGAGCUCACAAUGGGAUAAAAGAAAUAUCUUACUUUUUAUAAUUCUGCCAUUACUUCAAAUGAAGUAUCAGUAGCAAACAAGACAUGUGAAUAUGUACAACACUUUAGGUUACCCUCCCUUCCUUUUAAUAAAAAUUGUUGAAUUAAAAAAUGACUAAAAACAUCCAAUAUAAUUCUUGUUCUUGGGUCUUCAAGGUUGGAGCUUAAGGCUUCACCUUUCAUGAAUAUGUGGCACCAAAUGCUUUUCAUUUUAGCAAAUACUGCAGCUACCAUUCAUAACCUGAGGUCGUAUGCAUCUCAUAUAUUUUCUCUCAAUACAGUAUUAUUAAUGCUAAAACGAUAUGAUUAAUGUUAACAUGUUUUACUAUUAUUUUAAAUGUAAAAAAAAAAGCAUUCAAUAAAAGCGUUUAAAGUCUCAUGUAGAAGUGAAGGACUCUGAUCAACUUACAGUUAACACAAAUAUUGCUAAAUUAUCACAUUCAACCCUUAAAAAAAUCAUUUCAAUGUGACCAUGUUCAAUUAAUACAUUUUGGUUGGUUUGAGAAACUCUCUGUGGGGGAUAAGGAAACCAGUAUAUUUCCCUGUGUUCACUUUAAGCUGUUUCACCCUCUGUGACUGCAGCAUGAACCAAGGCAUACCUGCAUGCUUGCUAAACUGGAGUUUCUACUCAAAUUUCUGUAUGUGAUUUUCAUAUGCCACACUACAAAAAUGUUUUCAGUUACCAAGUAUCCAAUAUAUAGUACGGUGUUGUGUAUUGUAACAGUGUAAUUUGGAGACAGCCCAAUAUUUUGGAGGAACAUAAUGCCUCCAUCUUCAAAGUAGAAGAGUGAGCCAGCCAGUAUAAGUCUCUAAACCAACUGAGCUAUCCUGGUUCCUUUAGUCAUAAUACAGUUUACAAUUUUUUAUUACUUUAGAGCAGCAGAAUUAAAGUAAAAUGGCGAAAAACUACUCCAUUUCAAUCAACUCUGCAUUUUCUCCCAUAAAAAUCACAUUUCAUAUAUACAAUCUCACAAAAAGAGAAUAAUGGAUGUUGUAUUUUAACGUCCUGUUGCACUGAUUUUCAUCCGU
This is a messenger RNA of Cryptotermes secundus, 3328 nucleotides long. RefSeq names its product gamma-aminobutyric acid receptor alpha-like. Bases 163 to 1839 code for a protein of 558 amino acids. Lineage: Eukaryota; Metazoa; Arthropoda; Insecta; Blattodea; Kalotermitidae. The record is from RefSeq and is a predicted model, not a curated record. Gene Ontology annotation, cellular component: membrane; synapse; neuron projection. Gene Ontology annotation, molecular function: GABA-A receptor activity; extracellular ligand-gated monoatomic ion channel activity; neurotransmitter receptor activity. The transcript is spliced from 11 exons. Gene Ontology annotation, biological process: monoatomic ion transmembrane transport; chemical synaptic transmission; signal transduction.